Molecule: messenger RNA, 324 nt
Organism: Gongylonema pulchrum
Lineage: Eukaryota; Metazoa; Nematoda; Chromadorea; Rhabditida; Gongylonematidae
Source: the annotation of a GenBank genome assembly
AUGGAACAUCUGCCAGGCAAUCCAGUUGGUAUUAUUGGAGAGCUGCGAGGAAAUAAGCGUGUGGCUAAGAUUGCCGAAUUUGGUCUUCAGCUUUUGAAGGCUGUGUACGAUCUGCAUUAUCUCGGUAUUGUGCAUCGCGAUAUAAAACCGGAAAAUGUUGGACUUUAUCAGAAUAGUAUUUUGGUACUCUAUGAUCUUGGUUUAGCACGAAUAUUCACUGAACUGAGCGGUCAAAUUAGAAAACCACGGUGCAUGUGUGGCAUGCGUGGUACCGACGAAUGGGCGAGUCUAUCCGCUGAACUUGGAAGAGAUCAAGUGAGUUAA